AUGUCGUUGCCUACCCUCGUUUCUGGCGCCGCCAUGACCGCGUUGACUCUAUGGGGGAUGAUAGGGUGCGCAGGUGUAGUGCAAGGGAUUGAGGUUGAUCUGAGCUCUACCCAGUCGAUCAAGGAUGGCGCUGCCACGCUGGCUUAUGAUAUGAUGAGCUUCUACAAAGGCAAUCAGAGUGGUGGCAUCAUUGGGGUUCUUCCUGGGCCACCGCCGAAUCCGCCGGAUGGAUACUACUGGUGGGAAUCAGGCGCAAUGUGGGGGGCCAUGAUCGAUUAUUGGCAUUACACCGGCGACGAAUCCUACAACGACGUUGUCUCGACUGGCAUCCAAGCUCAGGUCGGCGAGAACCUCGACUUGAUGCCGCGCAACUGGAGUCAGAGCAUGGGUAACGAUGACCAGGGCUUCUGGGGCCUCACUGCCAUGAGCGCGGCGGAGACGAACUUCACGAAUCCGCCGAGCGGUUCGCCCGGGUGGCUCGCAUUGGCUCAGGCCGUGUUCAAUUCCCAGUCCAGACGCACGGAUGGGGAAUGUGGGGGAGGGUUGAGGUGGCAAGUCUUCCCGUACCUGAUUGGAUAUGACUAUAAGAACUCCAUUGCCAACGGCUGCUUCUUCAACAUUGCUGCCAGACUUGCUCGAUACACGGACAACAGCACCUACUACGACCAUGCGGUCCAGACUUGGGAUUGGAUCACCAGCGUAGGCUUCAUCGACAAGGACUACAACGUCUUUGACGGCGGUCACAUUGGGCACAAUUGCACUGAUAUCAACCGUGUGCAGUUCUCGUACAACAUUGCUAUUUGGUUGCUCGGGGCAGCGAAUAUGUAUAACUAUACAAACGGAUCGUCCAUCUGGGAAGAUCGAGUCAACCUUCUCCUCAACAGCACCUUCAACACAUUCUUCCCAAACGAUAUCGCCUAUGAGGUAGCCUGUGAGCCGAAAUUGACAUGCUCGAUUGACAUGUUUAGUUUCAAGUCUUACGUCAUGCGCUGGCUGGCUGCUACAUCGAUGGUUGCUCCGUUCACUCGGGAUCGCAUCAUGCCCAAGCUCAGAAAGUCCGCCCAAGCAGCUGCAGCACAAUGCACUGGCGGCGCCACCGGCCGAACCUGCGGACUCUCGUGGUCCAGUGGCGUCUACGACGGGACCGUAGGCGUAGGUCAGCAAAUGGCUGCCAUGUCCGCCCUCUUUGUCAACAUUCUUCCUCUGCAAGAAGUUCCCCCACCUCUGACCAAUAAUACUGGUGGCACGAGUGUGGGAAAUCCGGAUGCGGGCGCCCGCAGUGUCACGGAUCUGAGGAUGCUUCUGCCACCUAGCGAGCAGGACAAAGCUGGGGCGGCCGUGAUUACGGCGGUGUGGGUAGCUGCGUCGGUGGUCUUGUUCGGAUGGAUGAGUGUUGGGGAAUCUUGA
Messenger RNA from Drepanopeziza brunnea f. sp. 'multigermtubi' MB_m1, 1407 nucleotides. RefSeq lists its product as uncharacterized. Lineage: Eukaryota; Fungi; Ascomycota; Leotiomycetes; Helotiales; Drepanopezizaceae. Gene Ontology annotation, biological process: carbohydrate catabolic process; fungal-type cell wall biogenesis. Gene Ontology annotation, molecular function: mannan endo-1,6-alpha-mannosidase activity. The record is from RefSeq and is a predicted model, not a curated record.